CAAACAAGAAGCAGUCCAUCCCAACACAUUUCAGAUCACAGCUGGGGAUUCCACUUAGGCUUGUUUGAAGAAAUCCCUCCCCAGUUACAAUCAGCAUAUAACCUGUAGCACCAGAGGUCCCAAGACACUGGACCACUGCUAGACUAAGAUAAGGAAUGCCAUCCGUUCCAUGCCCGGUCCCGACUUUGGGAAAUCGGAUCACUUGGCUGCCCUUCUCCUCCCUUUAUACAGGCAGAGGCUAAAGAGCAAAGCUCCAGAGAUUAGGACAACAAAGAGAAGAUCGCGAGGGGCAAUGAGUGGCUACGGGGCUGCUUCGAGUCGCUGGACUGGACCGUUUUCAAGAAUCCAUCUGUGGAUCUGAAUGGUUAUCAUGGACUUUAUAAAAACAGUUGUAGGUCACUUGGAUGUAACUACACCAAACUGUGAUCUCCUUUCUGUCAAGAAGGAAAUGAAGCGGCUCUACUUCAUACUACUGUUGGACCUCCCCUUAAACAGCCGCGUGUUCCCCGCCGGAACGCUGGCCGCCAUCCCCGAGUCGGACUACCUGAAGGAGAUGGAGAGGGAGAGGGAGGUGGGUUCGGGCCGCCGACUGAAAUUCCAGCUGGUGGACGCGGAGGUGAGCCUGGAGCUGGAGCUGGACACCCUGCAGCUGCUGAGUGAGCAGGAGGCAGGGCUGCUGCAGGCCGUCAGCCCCUCGGCCCGGCGGCUGUACUUCUACCUGGAGGAGAAGAAUGCACUGCAGGCCGCCUUGCAGCUGAAGCCGGGCGACCCGGUGAUGCUGGAGCACAACUCCGAGGCCCUUCCCGGCAUCCUCAGGUACAAAGGCAGCAUCGUGGACAACCUCGUGCUCUCCGGCACCUACUUCGGCAUCGAGCUGCAGGUGGAAGCAGACUUUGACGGGCUAAAUGAUGGAAUGUAUGGCGGGAAGCAGUACUUCCAAUGCAGGGAAAACCAUGGGUUCUUUGCGCCUUUCAUCAAGGUGAAACCGCAAAGGAGUUCUGUGGAUACUAGACAGCUGGCACUCACGGUGAGCCCGAAUCACACCAGUACCGAGCACAGUUGUCCUGUGAACCCUGGAGACCGCGUGGCCAUCUACACGGAAGACGGGAUAAAGGAAGGGACGGUGAUGGGCCUCUUUCAAAGGGGAUCGAUGGUUGCAGUCAGCUUUAAGCAGGACCCAUCGAAGGGAGAAAGGCUGGAAUCCAUGAUGACCAUCCCACUGGAGUCCAUCAUCAAGACGGAAAUGCUGCAGCCCCCCCGAAACGUCCAACGCAGCGUCUCCCGAGAGAGCCAGAUGUGGGUGGACGGCGUAGAGAAAGGUGGGAGCCUGCGACACCAGGCCCUGGUGAAUGGAGGGAGCCCUCCUCGCAACUGGCUGGGAGUCAAUUCUGUCGUGCAGAUUAACAUGGACCAGGGACCUCCUGUGACUGGGGUCAUCCGGUGGACAGGACAGCUGCCGGGGAAGUCCGGAGAGCAGGCCGGUGUGGAGCUGGAUGAGGACAAAGGGCUGACUGAUGGCACCUGGAAGGGGAAACGGUACUUUGAGUGUGGACCCAAGAGGGGAUUGUUCGUCCACUUGACCUCCUGCCAUCCUGAUGCCAGGUUCCAGUCUCUGGCCAUAACCCGGGACAAUUUGCAAGACACCGAUCGAACUACCGGCAGCCGGGAGAGUUACGUGGUCUCCGAGGACAUCCCUCCGCCAAGGAGCGAGGACGCUGUGAAGAUCUUCCGGGGGAGAAUGUGUGGGAUCCAAGGCCACUGCAAUUCCUGCUACAUGGACUCGGCCCUCUUCAGCCUCUUCUCCUGCUCCAUGGUGCUGGACUCUCUGCUGUACAAGAGCACAACCCACCACAACGCCCACAUCCAGCAGAUCCUCCGCGAGGAGAUCGUCAAUCCUCUCCGCAGGGACGGGUUUGUGGACUGUAAGAAGGUGAUGAACCUGCGACAGGAGCUGACCCAGGGCGGAUACUGCGCGGGCUUCACGUCCGAGGAGAAAGAUCCAGAGGAGUUCUUGAAUGUCAUAAUGCAUCAGGUUCUGGGACUGGAGCCGCUCCUGAAACUGAAGUCACAAGGACUGAAGGACCAGGAUUGUUUCUGCCACCAGAUAUUCAUCGAUGAGGACGAUGAGCUCCUUGUGCCGACUGUACAGCAGCUGGUGGAGCAAUCCUUCCAUUGUAACCACCUCAAGCUGACAGAGGUUCCCUCCUGCUUCUUCAUCCAGAUGCCUCGUUUUGGGAAGAGUUACAAGAUGUUUGAGAAGAUUAUCCCCUCGCUGGAACUGGACAUCACUGAUCUGCUGAGUGACAGUCCCCGAGAAUGCUGUCUGUGUGCAGAUCUGGCCACCCAGGAGUGCGAAGAAUGCUUCAAGGACAAGCUGUUUUCAAAAACAGGCCUCAAGCAGUACUGUGACGCUUGCUGGUAUCAGGUUCACAAACAUCCUUCCCGACGAGCACACAAGUCGAUGAUGCUCCAGUGCCCUCCCGAAUACGAGCGGAGCCAGAGGGCACGGGUGCCUCGUGAGAAGAUGCAGCUCUUCGCCAUGUUGUGCAUUGAGACCAGCCACUACGUCUCCUUCAUCAAGUACGGCCCCGGCGACGGAGACUGGAUGUUCUUUGACAGCAUGUCAGAUCGGCACGGCGGAGAGAGCGGCUACAACAUCCCGUCGGUGACGCCUUGCCCCGAGGUGGGGCUGUACACCCACGUGCCCCCCGCCCGCCUCGCCAAGCUGAGCCCCCGGGACCUGGAGGGGGUGGCCAAGCGGCAGCUGUGUGACGCCUACAUGUACCUGUACCAGAACCCCAGGAUGGCCGUCUACCGGUGACCCCAGGCCCUGGGCCCCGGCUUGCUGCAGGAGACGAUGGGGGGGGAGGGGGGGGCGGCAGGUUGGAGGGCAGUCACCUCAACCAGCCGGGCUUCGUCACAACUGGCACCGGCUCUGCUACAUGAAUUUGCACUGGGUCGUGUUCUGGCACUCAGUCAGAGACUGGCACUGUAACGAGGACGCUGUGUCUGGGUCAGGAACGUGCUGUCUGACAGCGGGGCUGAAGGGCUUGGGAAAUGGGUCCAGCUCACCAUCCUUCAAACCAUCCGUGGCCUGGCCGAGUUGUGGUGACAUCUUAGCCCCCCUCCAACCCACCUGUCCCUCCCUCAGCCACCUUCUAUCCUCCUCCCCCCGGUUGCUCCGUGCUGUAAGAAGCCAUUGCUGUGUGGUUUAGUCCUGAGGUUUAUCGUGUGCUGAGUUGUCCAGAUGUUUGACCUAUGUCAUGUCCAGAUGUUUUCCCAGUGCCAGUUUGUCCUGUUGUAAGGAUCACACCUGUAGGCACAUAUUUACCGACAAGUAACCCUUAUUGUCUCAACUAAAACGCACGUGGGUUCACUACCAAUGUGCACCCACCAGGAUUUCCCAACCCUCCAUGAACAGUCGAUGAAGAGAAAAGGUAUUACCCAAGAAAGGAGACAACGCUGGCCAAGUGUGACUCGUGGUCCCGAUCCCCACGUGUCCCUGGGGUCCUCCUUAUCCGUGAUGGUUGGUCUCUGCUUGCUUUAGAGUCAUCACCGUUGGGUACUUGGAGCUCCUGACUCUGUUCCUCGUCAAUUAAACUGGUGCAUCUCCAUCCCAUUGGCGCCAGGUCACCUGACCUACCUGGGUCCCCACCUUACCGGUUCUAGUCCGGGUCUACAACCAACGUUGUUUCAUGCUUCUACCCUCCAGCCUUGUGUAUUUGUGUCUUUCAACUCUGACUGGUCCAAACCAGUUAAACUAGGGGACUCGGGCACUGAGUCUAACAAGAUUACAGAUUGAUUCUUUGGUAGGGCUGGCACCUUACAUGAUAAAUAUCUACUCAUCUGAGAAUGGUCUCAGGUUUAGCAGCUCCUUCUGUCCACAUUCAGUUGCUCUCGUUAGGUGAUCCCAGAGCAGGAACCAGUUCAGAGUUCACAAAAUGGGGGAAACACGGACAAUUAGUUUGUCAACUUCCCCUGUCCUUGAAUCAUCUGAAUCCACUAAUUUGUAGACUGUAGUUCCUUCUGGCCAACAGUCCUGUGACAGUCUGUCAAUCUGUUUGUCCUGUGACGGUAUGUCAAUCUAUUUCUCCUGUGACGGUCUGUCCUUCUGUUUGUCCUGUACUGGUCAAUCCAGAUGUUUGUCCUGUGCCAGAUUAUCCAGAUGUUCAUCACGCUGUUCGGUUGCCCAGAUGUUUGCUUGUCCCUGGCUGCAUCAGCCAGAUGUUCACCCUUUGGCCCAGGGCAGCCCUGGCCCACCCCUGCCCCCCCUCAGGCUUCACAGACAAACGGAAGGUUUGAGUGAUUUUCUCUGAGAAGGCCAGCGUUCAUUACCCCUCCGAAGUUGUCGUGAUGAGUCGAUAUUGGAACCAUGGCACCCCCAGUGAAGGUGAUUGCUCCCACAGUGUGGAGUUCCAGGAUGUGACUCCGGUGACCCUGAGGGACAGGCUGUUGGUCUUCAGGACGAGAAACGUCGGCGUUGGUUUCCUGCAGCCCAUUUGUUCUCAGUGCCUCAGAUUCAGGUUCGUCUGUUUGCCACUUGUACGUGGAACUGUACAGUGAGACGCAUGGUCUUCAUUAACAACCGACACAGACUAAGGAUGUGCUGGGGGCAGCCCACACGUGUCACCACACGUUCCGGUGCCAGCUUUGCACAUCCACAAUAUUCAGCAGAACAAUACAACAGCACAAGGCAACAGAAAACAAGCCCCUUUCCCACCCAUUCACACAGGACAGGCUGCCAGUCCUGUUCCCCAGACCCUCCCAUUCACAGGCAUUGGGCCCCCAACCUCCCAUCCCUGGUUCAGACGCAGCCUCGGCCUCUGGACCUGCCGAGCUCUGAACUUUGACCUCUGGACUUUGCUGACCUCUGGGUAGCGACCCCUCCCAAAACUGACUGGAUCAUAGGAUUGACCUUCGGGCCUUGACCGCCUCUGGCUUUCCUUUGCCAGGGGUGUCUCCUCACCGUCCGCCCCAGCCCUUGACGCUGGUCCCAGCUACCCGCUUCAGGCUCCAGUCUUCAGUGCCAGUUGUUUUGCAUAUUCAACUUUAUAAAUAAAAAGAUUUAAUUUUAA
Molecule: messenger RNA, 5075 nt
Organism: Mobula hypostoma (lesser devil ray)
Lineage: Eukaryota; Metazoa; Chordata; Chondrichthyes; Myliobatiformes; Myliobatidae
Gene: cyldl
Product: cylindromatosis (turban tumor syndrome), like
Exons: 15
Coding region: 362-2821 (819 amino acids)
Biological process (GO): protein K63-linked deubiquitination
Cellular component (GO): cytosol
Molecular function (GO): K63-linked deubiquitinase activity; cysteine-type deubiquitinase activity
Source: RefSeq, a predicted model, not a curated record